Messenger RNA from Drosophila nasuta, 1279 nucleotides. Its product is annotated as G protein alpha q subunit-like. Bases 140 to 1204 code for a protein of 354 amino acids. Gene Ontology annotation, molecular function: G-protein beta/gamma-subunit complex binding; GTPase activity; guanyl nucleotide binding. The transcript has 8 exons. The record is from RefSeq and is a predicted model, not a curated record. Lineage: Eukaryota; Metazoa; Arthropoda; Insecta; Diptera; Drosophilidae. Gene Ontology annotation, biological process: adenylate cyclase-modulating G protein-coupled receptor signaling pathway. Gene Ontology annotation, cellular component: cytoplasm; heterotrimeric G-protein complex.
AUCAUCAAGAGUAGAUGGGUGCCUUUUGCGAAUAAGAAGCUUCUUAUAUAUAAUAAUUGUAACUGAAGUGCUACAUAUAUGUAUACUUUGAUUAUCGACAAGCGAAGGUGUGCGCAAUAAGCGUCUUUAUCCAGUUGUCAUGUCAUGUUGCUUAUCAGAAGAUCAGAAGGAAAGCAGGCGAAUAAACAAGGAGAUUGAGAAAAUUAUCAAAGAAGACAGAAAGAAAAUGGACUAUGUUAUGAAACUCCUAUUGCUGGGUACGGGUGAAUCAGGAAAAACAACAUUUCUCAAACAAAUGCGCAUUAUAAAUAAAGAUAAGUUUUCGGACAAAGAGAUGCGUUUCUUCACUAAGAUGGUAUACCAAAACAUAUUCAUGGCUAUGCAGUCAAUGAUCAAGGCUAUAAAAGAACUCAAAAUAUCCUAUAUUGAUGAUGAAAAUAUUGAUCGCGCUAAGCUCGUUUCGUCAGUUCCUUUAAAAACAAUCGAGACCUUGGAAGAUCCCUAUUUGAGUGCCAUUAAAUGUCUUUGGAAUGAUAUUGGGAUACAGGAGUGUUACAGUCGUCGAGACGAAUAUUAUUUAAUGGAUUCUGCAGAAUACUUUCUCAAUGAAAUAGAACGAAUUGAAAAGGCGGAUUAUAUACCGAGUGAACAGGAUAUUUUGCGAGUACGUUCUCCGACAACUGGAAUUAUUCAAUACGAUAUUAAAAUGCAACAAUUUGUAAUCCGUAUGGUUGACGUAGGUGGACAGCCUUCGGAACGAAGGAAAUGGAUACAUUGCUUCGAGAAUGUAAACCUUAUAAUAUUUUUCGUCGCAAUUUCCGGGUACUAUCAACCUUUGUUUGAAUCCGAAAAUGUUAAUAGAAUGGAGGAAUCGAAAGCUUUAUUUAAAACCAUGUUUAAUUCCCACUGGUUCAAAAAAACAGCGUAUGUUCUAUUUCUUAACAAGAUAGAUCAAUUUGAGGAGAAAAUCAAGAAAUAUCAUUUGGUGGACUAUUAUCCUUUCUAUGGGGAUGGACCGAAGGGCGUUUCAGAGGCAGCCCGUGACUUCAUUCGGAACAUGUUUCUUAGUUUGAUCGAAGACAAAGAGAGGGCCUUCUAUUGUCAUUACACAAACGCUACGGAUACUCAUAACAUAACACUCGUCUUCGCCGCUGUAAAAGAUACGAUAAUGAGCAAUUUAUUAGAAUCCUUAAACAUAUAUUAAAAUAAAUAAUUUCGUUAGGAAAUAAUUCCAUUAGUAAUCUAUGUACUUGUAAAAUCCAUAGUUCAAAUAAAUAAC